GAUCAUUUGAUGACUAUCAUCUUAUCCAUCUUAUUAUCUCUUUUCAUCUACUGGGCAUUACCUUUGAUUUCAGCUGAAAUCUUCACCAUACUCUAUCUGGAAUAUAUAAUUAUAUAUAUAUACACAUACACAUACACAUACACAUACACAUCCAUUUCCAGAGUACAUCUAUAUUUACAAGGGAAAAGGCGAUCACGGAAAUCUUCAUUUCUAUCCUGGUUCAGAUCAAGGUCGUCUCGUUGGUGUAUGUCACAUCCAUCCCUCCAUCCAUCCAUCAAUUCCCAUUUCUAUCUCUAAGCCCGUGGCCAUGUUUUCGGUGAGACAUCAACCGACAAUUAUCACGGGGAAAUGUACACCAUAUUUUCGCAUUUCUACACCUAGAGUAUCUGGUAUAUCUCAAACAAGACAAUUGAGAUAUCAAAGUAGAAAUGCGAAAUUAAAUCCACAUACGCCUUCACAAAUAUCAACCUCAAUACCGAAACCUAAGACCAAAGACAACAAAGGAUGGUCAACACAAAAUGCUCUUUUGUUGGCGGCGGCCACCGCCGGCUUAGCUUACACGUUUGCUAUGGUACGGGAAAGGAAUAGGAGGGCUGAGGGUAGGGAUUAUGCGGAUCCAGAGAAGUUUACGGUGCCUAGAUAUGCAAAUAUCAAACAGAUGGAGAUGGCCUUGAAGGAAAUUCGAGAAGCUACAAACGAAGAUACUAUUUCCACGGAUCCAGAAGAUUUGUUGGCUCAUGGAUACUCGGAAUGGUCAUCUACCAAUGUCAAUAGUUUACCAGUAGCAGUAGCGUAUCCAAAAUCUACUCAGGAAGUCUCCAAAAUCGCUUCGAUAUGUCACAAAUAUCGGGUACCAAUUGUUCCCUAUUCAGGGGGCACGAGUUUGGAAGGAAAUGUAUCAUGUCCUUACGGAGGUGUUAGCGUCGAUUUUGCUUUCAUGGACCAAAUCGUUGCAUUUCAUCAGGAGGAUAUGGAUGUUGUUGUUCAACCAUCUGUUUCGUGGAUGGAUCUCAACGAUGAACUUGCCAAACGUCAAUCCGGACUCUUCUUCCCAGUGGAUCCAGGCCCAAGUGCAAAAAUAGGAGGUAUGGUAGGAACAAAUUGUUCUGGUACCAACUGUGUUCGUUACGGUUCAAUGAAAGAUUGGGUCAUAAACCUAACCGUGGUUCUUUCCGACGGAACAAUCAUCAAAACCAAACGACGACCCCGUAAAUCCUCUGCAGGCUACAAUCUUAACAGUCUUUUCGUAGGCUCCGAAGGAACCCUCGGUCUUGUAACUGAAAUUACACUCAAGCUCGCCGUCGUACCAUCAGAAUACUCAGUCGCUGUAGUCACUUUCCCUACGAUUCGUGAUGCGGCAGCAGCAGCAGCUGGUGUCAUGCGUGCGGGUAUUCAAGUUGCAGCUAUGGAAAUCAUGGACGAAGUACAGAUGAAAGUCGUCAAUUUAUCCAAAUCUACUGCUCCUCGUCAAUGGAAAGAACUCCCUACCCUCUUCUUCAAAUUCUCCGGUACCAAAGCAUCGGUUAAAGAAAACAUAGCAAUGGUCUCCUCCAUCGCCAAAUCUCAUCGCGGCAGCUCCUUUGAAUUCGCAAAAGACGCGCGAGAACAAAAGCUAUUAUGGUCAGCGAGGAAAGAAUCGUUGUGGAGUAUGCUAGCACUGCGAACAAAUGGGAGUGAAGUCUGGAGUACAGACGUGGCGGUGCCCUUCUCGAGAUUGGCGGAUAUCAUCGAGUUGAGCAAGAAGGAGAUGGACGAUUUGGGACUUUUCGCUAGUAUCUUGGGUCAUGUGGGAGAUGGAAAUUUUCACGAGAGUAUUAUGUAUGAUCGAACGGUGCCGGGGGAGAUGGAGAAAGUGGAGAGGUGUGUGAAGAAUAUGGUGGUUCGAGCUUUGGAGAUGGAGGGGACAGUAACGGGCGAACAUGGAAUAGGAAUCGGAAAGAAAGAAUCCCUUCUCAUGGAACUAGGACACGAUACUUUGGGAGUCAUGAAAUCUAUCAAAUCGGCAUUAGAUCCACACUGGAUAAUGAAUCCAGGGAAAAUCAUCGAUAUCCCCAAGUAAACCAACCUCGCUUCGCUUCAUUUUCAUUUUCAUUUUCGCUUACCUCCCUCCCUUCCUUCCUUCCUUCUAUGCUUUGGUUUGGUAUGGUAGGAUAUCGUAUAGUAUUUAUUCGCAUGACAUAGUACGGUAUCGGAAGAACCUUCAGUUCAGUCUGCAUCUUGGGCUUGGGAGGGACAUAAAAAAAAAAAAAACUCUUCGAGAAAAAGAUUUUGCGGAACGGGAAUUAUGAAAAUGAUCAGAUGUGGAAUGGAAAUUGCAUGGCUAUGGUAUGAUAUGGUAUGGUAUGGUAUGUUAUUGGCAUAGGCGUGGGUAUGUGCAUUGGGGUGGGAAGGGAGGUGGAUGUCUUUUUGCUUGUUGCGUUUGUAUCUGUGUUUGAGUUUGAGUUUGUGUUUGUAUGUGCGUGAAUCUUGGUUGCAUGUUAGGGAUUGGGGUCUGCGUUGUGGUAUUGAGGUAUUGUUGCGUUGCGUUGCGUUGCGUUGAAUUGCGUUAAAUUAAAUUGUACAGCAUUGCAUUGCAUCCAAGUAUCUGGAAUGAAAUAAAUUGACGAUUUUCCUCGUAUUCAUUUGAUAGGUUCUGAAAUGGAAUGGAAUGGAAUGGAAUGGAGUGAUGUACAUCAUUGGAGUUCGUUCGCUCGCUCUGAAAGAAAAGAAGGGAAAGGAAAGGGGUAGUACUGCGUUGAUUCGGUUAUUUUGAUCUGUGUUGUGUUGUGUUGAGGA
Molecule: messenger RNA, 2775 nt
Organism: Botrytis cinerea B05.10
Lineage: Eukaryota; Fungi; Ascomycota; Leotiomycetes; Helotiales; Sclerotiniaceae
Exons: 6
Coding region: 308-2059 (583 amino acids)
Biological process (GO): lactate catabolic process
Cellular component (GO): mitochondrion
Molecular function (GO): D-lactate dehydrogenase (NAD+) activity; FAD binding; D-lactate dehydrogenase (cytochrome) activity
Source: RefSeq, a predicted model, not a curated record